GAAACCAGAUGGAAAAGCCCUACAACAACAUUCCCCAACAACUAACUGCUGGGACUACAGGCUCAGGAACACAGCAAGAGAUCAUACUUGAAACAUGGCUCACAGUGACUUCCUCUAUCCAGAGAACCCAAGGAGGAGGCAGGAAGUAAACCGGCUUCACCAGCAGCUCCUUGACUGCUUAUCUGACAGCUUCCAUGCCACCAAUAAGCUGAUAGGGGUUCUAAAUACACACUUGGGCUGCACACUGGCCUCCACCGAAAUGAAGAGAGAUGGGACUAUCAAAGAAAAUUGUGACAUCAUCAUCCAAGCCAUAAUGAAUAUCCAAAAUGAACUGCAAAAGGUUGAUGAAGCACUAAAAGAAAAACUAGAACCAACCUUGUAUAGAAAACUUCAGGAUAUUAAGGAAAGGGAAACAGAGAAGAUUGCAAUCGUACAAAAGGUUAUUUCAGUCAUUCUAGGAGAAGCUACAUCUGCAGCCAGUGCAGUGGCUGUUAAACUCGUGGGCUCAAAUGUCACAACUGGCAUAAUUAACAAGUUGGUCACUGUGUUAGCUCAAAUCGGUGCUUCUCUCCUUGGUAGUAUUGGAAUUGCUGUUCUUGGCCUUGGCAUAGAUAUGAUCUUCCGGGCCAUCCUGGGAGCAGUGGAGAAAACACAGCUUCAAGCAGCCAUCAAAAGUUAUGAGAAGCAUCUGGUGGAAUUCAAGUCAGCCUCAGAAAAAUAUCAUCAUGCCAUUACUGAGGUCACAGAUAUUGUCAAACACCAAAUGAAAUGAAUAACCUUUUGGUUUGCCACUGGAAUAUUUUUCUGCUUCCCUCUUAAUAACAGCAUUUCCUUCUUUGAUUUUCCAUGUUUCCAAUAUGGAUAUAAAUGGGAUAAAGAGUUCAGAAAGGGAAACUGGAGAUGUUAAAACUAGAUUAAUCUUGAGUUUUGACAAAUAAUGAAUGACUGGAUCAGCUGGUGCUAGAACCUGUGAGGUAAAAGAUGUAUGUCCCAGGAUGUUUUCUCACCCUACUCUACCAGAUCUACAUAGGAGUAAAUGCUAUCACAGAGCAGCAGGUGUAAGAAUUGCUUUUUUCUUUUUUUUACUUUCCAGUCAAAAUCCUUAACAUUUACAUUGAAUGCAGACACUUUCAUGUCUACCACUAGCUUCAAACAUCACUUAAUACUAAGGAAGCAUAUUAAGGAACUUCUGGCUAGAUACAAACCAAAUAAAAUAAAAUAGAAAUGCUACCAUAUUUUUUAACCAUUAGAUUUAGUCCAGUUUUCUAUAGACAGGAAAAGACUGAAAAUGGAUUAUAAUGGGCAGAGGUUAUAGCUCAGUUGGUGAGUGCUUGCCCUGUAUGCAUAAGGCCCUGGGUUAAAUCCCUAGUACCACAAAAAAUAAAAAAUAAAUGGUUUGUAACAAUUGGUUUCAAUGAUGAGACAAUGUAUCUGUGAACUUCUACUAAUUACACAAUGUAAUCUGGGUGGAUUAAAAAAAUGAAAAAAGUUCUGUUUCUAUAAUUGUAAUCCAUGCUGACCAACUAUGAUGACUAUGAUGACAAAGUGUAA
Molecule: messenger RNA, 1551 nt
Organism: Marmota monax (woodchuck)
Lineage: Eukaryota; Metazoa; Chordata; Mammalia; Rodentia; Sciuridae
Gene: Smco3
Product: single-pass membrane protein with coiled-coil domains 3
Exons: 2
Coding region: 95-772 (225 amino acids)
Source: RefSeq, a predicted model, not a curated record